This is a messenger RNA of Mollisia scopiformis, 793 nucleotides long. RefSeq lists its product as uncharacterized. NCBI's taxonomy places the organism in Eukaryota, Fungi, Ascomycota, Leotiomycetes, Helotiales, Mollisiaceae. The record is from RefSeq and is a predicted model, not a curated record. The transcript has a single exon. Gene Ontology annotation, cellular component: cytosol; nucleus. Gene Ontology annotation, molecular function: protein serine/threonine phosphatase activity. The coding region runs from base 253 to 753 and encodes 166 amino acids.
GUUUUCUGAAACGACCAACUUUCUAAUCUCAUUCCAAAGGCCUACUACCGGAGGGCCGUUGCCUACACUGCAAUCUUGAAGUCGCGGGACGCUCUUCGAGAUUUCAAGACUGUCGUCAAGAAGGCACCAAAUGACAAAGAUGCCAAGCUUAAGCUGGCAGAAUGCGAGAAGAUUGUCAAGAGAGUCGAAUUCUUCCGGGCAAUAGAGAUUGGGGAUGAGCCAUCUGCUGCGGAGGGCCUGGACCUGGAUUCGAUGGUCGUAGAAGCAGAAUACGAUGGAGCUCGAAUAGACGACGAGAUGACGCCCGAGUUCAUCAGUGAUAUGUUGGAACGUUUCAAGAACGGCAAGAAAAUACACAAGAAAUAUGUUUAUCAAAUCAUAUUAGCUGUGAAGAAAAUCGUUUACGAUGAAGCUACUAUGGUCGAAAUGGACAUAGAAGAUGAUUCACAGCUCACAGUUUGUGGAGAUACCCAUGGUAAGUCGAUUAUUGUAAAUGUAAGAAUAAGAGUGUUGCUAAAAUGUUUCAGGCCAAUUCUUCGAUUUGAUGGAGCUCUUCAGGCUCAAUGGCCUUCCCACAGAAAAACACCAUUACCUCUUCAACGGCGAUUUCGUAGAUCGAGGCUCCUGGUCAACCGAGAUUGCCUUAUUACUCUAUGCGUACAAGUGGCUACGCCCUUCUUCUUUCUUCAUCAAUCGAGGAAACCACGAGACCGACGACAUGAACCGAGUCUACGGCUUCGAAGGCGAAUGUAAAGCAAAGUAUAAUGGUAGGUCGUUGUUACUGGUGUUGAUC